This is a messenger RNA of Malania oleifera, 471 nucleotides long. RefSeq lists its product as uncharacterized. The coding region runs from base 1 to 471 and encodes 156 amino acids. The transcript has a single exon. The record is from RefSeq and is a predicted model, not a curated record. Lineage: Eukaryota; Viridiplantae; Streptophyta; Magnoliopsida; Santalales; Ximeniaceae.
AUGGCUGAGGUAGUGCGAACGAAUAAGGGGCAGGAUCGUCCUACGACUGAGUUGGGUUGCUCUAUUGAGCAAUUCACUAGGUUGAAGCCCUCGGUUUUUGUGGGCAGUGCAGAUCCAGUUUGUGCUAAGAAUUGGAUCCAGGAGAUCAAGAAGAUCCUAGAUGUUUUGAACUACACAGAGAGGCAGAAAGUCACAUUCGCCACGUUUAAGUUGGCCGGGGAGGCUGAAAGAUGGUGGGUGUCUGUAAAGUAUAUGGAAGAGCACCGACCGAUACCAAUAGCAUUGACGUGGGCCCGGUUCAAAGAGCUUUUCUUUAAACAUUAUUUUUCGGCCAUGGUUAGAAACAUGAAGAUGGAAGAAUUCAUGAAUCUGACGCAGGAAUCGCUGACAGUGCAGCAGUACGCUACCAAAUUCCAGGAGUUGUCUCGAUUCGCUCCAUUUGUGAUUCCCGAUGAGGCGAAGAAGGCCUAA